AUGUUUCUGCGCUCGAUUACUCUCGAUCCAGUGCCAGCGUAGUUUGCUAGUAGCUAGUUGAGAAGCUGUAGAUGUGUCUGCCAGACCGGCUAUCAAAUAGCUACUUGAAUAUUAUUUAGCAUUUCCAGAAUUCCACCUGAAAUUGCAGCAUAUAGCCACUUAACAAUUGACGUUUUGGAAACAGGUAAAUCAUAUUUACCAGGUGAUGGAACGGAGCAUUGUUUUGCCCCAGUGAGAGGGAACAAACAGCCCUGUCUGAUUCGUGGCUGUAUUUGGAAUCAGUCGGGCUCAGAGGACGGCAGAGACUGGAUUGGACCUGCUGAAAGAGUGGAAGGAGGGAGGAGAAUGGAACGGGCACACAGUUUGCUUCUGAAUGAAGAGGCAUGCAGCCAGCUGGGAGAACACCAGAGGGCCGAGUUUGUUUUUGAGUGGCUUCGCUUCCUGAAGAAGCUGCUCCCUGCUACAGACAGGGCGGAUGUUAAGAAAAACCAGAAGCGUCUGGUAGAACAGCUGACCAUGGUUCUGACUGGUUCUCCGGGUCCGCCAACCCGCUGGCUCCUAGCCCACUGCCUUGCUUUGCUCUACAAGGUGGGCGACUCACUCACCGCCACCCUCAUGGUGGACAGGUGCAAUGACAUCAUCCGCAGUAAGGACGACUCACCGAGCUACCUGCCAACUCGACUGGCAGCGAUUGCCUGUUUGGGUGCCCUUUAUGAGCAGCUUGGCCGUUUGCUUGUCAACACAUUUAAAGAGACUUUGGCAAAUCUGUGGAAGGCCAUGAAGUCUGCAGAGUCGCAGGGCCGCUACGAGAUCAUGCUCAGCGUGGAGAAGAUCCUGAGGGGGCUGGGGCCGAGCGCUGUCCCCUGUCACAGAGACGUCUACAAGACCGCGCGCGGCUGCCUCACGGACCGCUCCAUGGCCGUUCGCUGCGCCGCCGCCGAGUGUCUGCUGGAGCUCCAGAGAGAGGCUGUGUUUCUCAGGACCUCGGAGUUGGAGAACGUAGCCACGCUGUGCUUCAGGGCGUUCGAGGGCUCCAACUACAACGUUCGCGUGGUUGUCUCCAAGCUGCUUGGUACCCUGCUGGCCACGGCCGUAGACCCUGAACAGGCCACAGCUCCCAGGCAAGGGUCCAAACACAGCUCUCUGGAGGAGGUGAUGGACCUGCUGACUGGGGGAUUUCUGCGGGGCGGGGCCGGCUUCCUCAGAGCCAGCGGAGACAUGCUCAAAGGGACAAGUUCCGUCAGCAAAGACAUCCGCGUGGGCGUCACUCAGUCAUGCGUGGUCUUCGUGUCAGUUCUGGGCGGCCCCUGGCUGGAGGCCCACUUCUCAUCCCUGCUGGGCCUCCUCAUGGAGCUGGUGUCCCACGCGCGGGCCACCCAGACCCCCGCCGACGCGGUGUGCUGCAGACGCUGCGUCUCCUUCAUCCUCCGCGCCACGCUGGGCUCUCUGCUGGGGGAGAAGGCCCAGAUCGCUGCCUCCAAGGACCUCUGUCUGGCCAUAGGCAAACAGAAGAGGGCAGUGGAUGCGGCCAUGUGCGAUGGGAACGUGGAGACCCGUGUCACCAUCACAGACGUAGCUGCCAGUCAGCAUGUGUUGGUGUGUGCCCUGCUAGAGCUGGGAAGCCUGGUCCAGGGUCUGGGCUCCACGGCAGCACCCCUGGUCACCGACACCAGCACAGCCCUGCUGGACACGGUCAUCUCCGUGCUACUCCACCCCAGCGUGUCGGCGCGGUUGGCAGCCGCCUGGUGCCUGCGCUGUGUGGCUGUGGCCCUGCCGUCCCAGGGGGCCGUGCUGCUGGACCGCUGUGCCGAGAGGCUCCAUGCUCUCAAGUCCUGCCCGGAGGCCGUAGCUGGGUACAGCGCUGCCAUCGCCGCCCUGCUGGGGGCCGUGCAGCACUGCCCCCUGGGAAUCCCCCACACUAAAGGGAAGGUGGUGAUAGGUGUGGCCGAGGACAUGCUCCGUUCAGCUACUCAGAACAGCCGCAUCUCCAUCCAGCGCACACAGGCCGGCUGGCUGCUGCUCUCGGCCCUCAGCACCCUGGGUCCCGCCGUGGUGGAGCACCACCUCCCCAGGAUGUUGCUGCUCUGGAAGUGUGCCUUCCCUCCCUCCAUCAGAGACCUGGACAUGGAGCUCCGCCGUGGGGACCACUUCACUUGGCAGGUCACCCUGGAGGGUCGCGCGGGAGCGCUGUGUGCAAUGAAGAGCCUGGUGGUUCACUGCAGAGAUCUCCUGAAUGAUGAUGUUACAGGUCGUCUCCUCACGCCUCUGGCCUGUGCUGUGUCUCUGCUCACCAAGCUGCCUGUUCUGAUCAAAUCCUACGGGAACCAGAUUAAAAACGCGUCCAUAGUGUUCAGACUGAGGGUGUAUGAGGUCCUGGCUUUGUUGCCUCCAAAGACCUACGAAGAGCAUUUUGGCGUUGUACUGAAGCAACUGGUGGCCGACCUAACUGGGCCGGAGAACGUGGCGUGUUCCGAGUUGACCUUACUGCCUCCCCUCUGUCACGCCAACGACCUGGUCCUCCUGGGCCCGGCUCUGCACGACAUGGACCAGCAAUACAUAGAGGAGCAGUUACAUGGGAGCAGAGCUGGAGGAGGGACCCUGGAGUACGACCCCUUCACCAUCUGUGACAAAGGCCAGGAUGUUCCCGCCCCCCCGCCCCCUGCAGCCGCGCUCACUGUUGCAGCGACACAGCUGUUCGGAGUCAUCUUCCCCAAUGUCAUCGUCCCACAAAGGACCCAGAUUCUGGAACAGUUUAGCGAGUCUUUGAAGCAAUUAAAGGGCGUCCGUCAGCUAACAGUCCAGACCCAGGUGGCAGCCGCCCUCUGCAGUGUCCUGAAGCACCUGGGUUCCUGCUGUGCUGGGCUGGGUCCGGAGGAGGUUCGGAGGCCAGCCCUGGGCCUCCUGGUGGGAGCUCUAGAGAGCCCCAACCCUCUGCUGCGCUGCGUGGCUGCGGAGGGCCUGUCUCGCCUUGUGCAGGUGGUCAACGACCCCACCUUCACUGUCUCCAUGACCCUGGUCUGCUUCGACAAGUUGAAGACGGCCCGUGAUGCGGUAACUCGUACAGGUCACUCGCUGGCGCUAGGGGCUCUGUAUCGCCACAUAGGGGGCAUUAGUUCCCCCCAGCACCUCUCUGCCUGUGUGGGCAUCCUCUUCACCCUGUCCCAGGACAGCACCUCCCCAGAGGUCCAGAUGUGGGCGCUGCACUCUCUGUCCAUGGUGAUUGACCUGGCCGGUCCUCUGUACCACGGCCAUGUGGAGGCCAGCUUCACCCUGGUUCUGAGGCUGCUGCUGAACGUCCCCCCCACCCACAUUGAGGUCCACCAGAGUCUGGGUCGAUGCCUCAACGCCCUCAUCACCGCCCUGGGGCCUGAUCUGCAAGGCGAGGGCCAGUUGGUGUCGGCCCUACGGACAUCAUGCCUGGUGGAUUGCGCCGUGAUGCAGGACAGCCCUGACUGUCUGGUCCAGACCCAGGCUAUCUCCUGUCUGCAGCAGCUGCACAUGUUUGCCCCGCGCCACGUCAACCUGGCUAGCCUGGUGCCCAGCCUGUGUGAUAUCUUGUUGGAUUAUUCUGUGUUGGUGAACCUGUGCAGCUCGUACCUGUCCCUGCGUCGCGCCGUGGUGGCCUGUCUGAGACAGCUGGCCCAGAAGGAAGCGCUGGAGGUGUCGGAGCACGCCGUGGCGCUGGUCAAGGAGCUGCCGCGCAGGGACAACACACAGCUGGAUGUGACCAUAAAGGAGGUGGGCCUGGAGGGGGCGCUGUUUAGCCUGCUGGAUCGGGAGUCAGACCCCCGACUGUGUCAGGACAUCAAGGAGACCCUGGUCCACAUGAUGACCUCCAUCACUGCAGGGAAACUGGCCCACUGGCUCAAACUCUGCAAAGAUGUGUUGUCUGCCUCUGCGGACUCCACCGCCCCAGUUGAGACCAACCAGGAAGAGGAUGCGGACCGGGAUGACGACGCGUCCGUCUUCCACGCCAAGUCCGACUCCGGCGGGCCCUUCACCAACCUGCGCUGGUCCACUCGGGUCUUCGCCAUGGAGUGUGUGUGUCGCGUCAUUACCCAGUGCGAGAGCCACGGACACCCCGCCCACUUUGACCUGACCCUGGCCCAGGAGCUCCGCCUGCACGAAUCCACCGACUUCCUGGUUCUUCAUCUGGCCGACCUGAUCCGUAUGGCCUUCAUGGCCGCCACCGACCACAGCGACCAGCUCCGUCUCUCCGGCCUGCAGACCCUCCUGGUCAUCAUCCGCAAGUUUGCCGCCAUCCCCGAGCCCGAGUUUCCCGGCCACGUCAUCUUGGAGCAGUAUCAGGCCAACGUUGGCGCAGCUUUGAGGCCAGCAUUCUCUGCCGAAGCCCCUCCAGACGUCACGGCCAAAGCCUGUCAGGUUUGCAGCGCGUGGAUAGCCAGCGGGGUGGUCAGUGACCUGAGGGACCUGAGGAGAGUACACCAGCUCCUGGCCUCUUCUCUGGUCAAGAUCCAGACAGGGAAAGAGGUGCCCAGUCAAGUGUACAAUGAGGGGACAUCCACCAUGGAGACGCUAGCGGUGCUAAAGGCCUGGGCUGAGGUAUACAUCGUAGCAGUGCAGAACAGCGGCCAACCGACUGAGAACUCCGGCCCCGGGGGGCAGCCGGAGCAACCCCAUCCCCCCCUGCUGGAGGAAGGCUGUGGGGGUGCCAGAGGGCCCGGGCUGCUGAAGCUGGUCCAGACCGACCUGGCUGCGCUGAGCCGCCUGUGGCUGGCCGCCCUGCAGGACUACGCUGUGCUCACGCUGCCCCAGGACUACUCAUGGCAGCUGCCUGCCGCAGGAGGGACCUUCUACACAGCUGAGACGGUGGAGCAGGCCAGACCCCACUACUACAGCUCCUGGGCUCCUAUCCUCCACGCCACAGCCCUGUGGUUCAGCAGCACCGGCUUCAUCAUGGCGGACGACGGCCCCGCCAACCUGUCCCGUCCCGUCACCCCCACCUCCAUGGGCCAGUCCGCCUCCCUGGCCUCCAAGUCCCCUGAGGACGUCAGCGCCGACCGGCUGCACCUUAUCCUGGGCAUCAGCGUGGAGUUCCUGUGUUCCCCUCACUCCCACGACCAGAUGGAGAACAUCUCCUCCUGCCUCCGCGCCCUGCAGGCCCUGCUCCAAGUCCCGUGGCCCCGGUCGAAGGUGGGCAACGACCAGGUGCUGAGCGUGGAACUGCUGAGCGUGCUCCACAGGCUGCUGGUGACCCGGGAGGCCAUGGCGGUGCAGCUGGCCGUCCUGGAGGUGGUCCGACAGGUGGUGAGCGCCGCCCAGGAGCAUGUCCGGGAGAAACGCCACAGCGCCGAAGUGGAUGACGGAGCGGAGGAAAAGGAGACUGUGCCUGAGUUCGGGGAGGGCCGGGAUACCGGCGGCCUGGUUCCGGGAAGGUCUCUGGUGUUCGGGGCCCUGGAGCUGUGCCUGUGUGUACUGGUGCGUAAACUUCCCCAGCUCAGCCCCAAGCUGGCCGGGAGCCCCGGCGGAGGCCAGAGGGGCUCGACCUGGAGUCUGAGUGACAGCGACUGCCGACUGGUGGCGUCUGCUCUGGCCAUCCUGUCCGACCUCCCGUCCAUCUGCUCUCCUGAAGGCAGUGUGUCCAUCCUGCCUACAGUACUGUACCUGUUGAUGGGUGUGCUGAAGGAGUUGGUGCAGCAGUUGUGUCAGGGAAGGGCUCUGGACCUGGUUGUCACGGCAGCCCUGCAGGCCCUGAGAAAUGUGCUGUCGUCCCCAAUGAGUCGCUCUGAGAAGAGCCGUGGGGCCUGGGCCCACCUCCUGCGCUGCGCCCUCAACACCCUGCUGGACUGCUGGGAUUCCGAUAAGGCCAGCCCUGUGGUGGAUGAGGUCAGUCUAUUGACUGCCCUCACUGUCUUCCUGCUCUCUGCCAGUCCUGAGGUCACCACAUUCCAGCCCCUGCAGGCACGCUGCAUAGACAAGUUUAAAGCCAGUCUGGAGACUAAGGACCCUGUGGUGCUCAGCAAGAGUUACCAGCUGCUGGUGUCAGUUUUCCAGAGCCAGACCGUGGUGGCGGUUCCCUUCAUCCAGGCCCUUGGGGGCUGUGUGGUGAGACACCUCCAAGGAGUGGAAAGGAGUGGGCCCCAGAGCUAUGAGGAGCUGCGGGCCAUCCAGGAUGGAGUCAAAGCCCUGGAGGCUCUUGUGUUUGCUGCAGACAAGACCCACUGUCCCCAGCUGGUGGCCGUUCUCCUUCCCAUCCUCAUCUCCUUCCUGCUGGAUGAGAACGCCCUGGCCUCCGCCUCCGCACCUGGCCGUGCCCUGCACGAGUCUGCCCUUCUGGACCUGAUGCGCAUUGGCCCCCAGCACUCGUCUGUGUUCAAGGCCCUCAUGGCCUCCUCACCCCACAUGAAGGCCCGGCUGGAGGCUGCGGUGAAGGGAAAUCAGGAAACUGUCAACAUCAAGGCCACACAGACCCCAGUACCCAGCAAGACAUCGCCCAGCAUUCAACUCAAGACCAAUUUCCUGUGAGGCAACUUCAACUGGAACGACUGCUUAGUUCUUGUGAGCAGACAGGAAACAGAAACACCUGGACGUUACAUUAUAGUCUAUAGCGUCACUUUAUACUCAAUUUAAGGUUGGAAUAGUCACUUGAGACAGGCACAUAUCAAGGACAGUGACGCUUUUUUUAUUGUUUUAGUUUGGUAGGAAGUCCGUUUUUCAUGUUUAAUUUCAUGGUACAAUAGUUGUUAAUUUUAACUGUUUAACCUCUAUGAGGGAAUGACGACAGAGAAAAGACCAUGUCAUCAUCAGAGACAGAUUCCUUACCAGGGAGUUCAUUAGUGCAAAGUUUUACUUAACAUUUUGUAACAGAAAACAUAUGCAGGUUUUCUUAUGGACAAAUUUCCCUAGGUCCUCCCUGUUUUUGCCCUUUGCUUCCUAGUGAAUAGCAUUAGCUUUUUAAUUGGUGAGGGAAAACAUUUGUUCAGUUCUACCCAUAGUUUUUUCAUUGAAGUCUAAACUUUGCUGGGCGUUCACAUGCUUGGAUGUCAACAGUAUUUGUUUCAUAAUUGAUUCCUUAUAAUUUGAAUGUCUGUCAACACAUUUAUGCAAACAGGCGGUUAGCAAUGCAAGCUGAAAAAGAUGCAGCAUGCAUAAGUACACCCAACAUACAUACAUUUAAUGUAAUUUAAGUGUUCAAAUAACAUGUAUAACAAUUUAGUUCUAAAUUGCUGUAGCAAUAAUAGCAACACAGAGAGAAAUGUUAACUGCCAUGUAUUAAAAUCAUUAAUAGUCCAGCUAUCUACAGAACAAUAAAAUCACUGCUCUGAUGUUCUUGAAAUGACAUUGCACUUAACAUACUGUUUAAUGUUAUGACUAUAUCCAGUCAGACAACAAUCCAAACAUUAUCAUUAUAGUCUUGGUACUGUAUUAUGGUAACUUAAAAAAACAUGAAAUAAAAUAGCUGCACAGGGCUCCAGUUAUUCAGCAGUCAGUAUCCAGCAUUACAUGUAUCAUAUACUUGCAUAAUCCUUUGUUAUUCAUCACCGUUCAUGUUAAACUUCUCUACAAAUGUAUUCUGAUCGACUGGGUGAACGAAUGUGUUACAACAAUGUCUAGUCUGUGGACACUGAUCAAAGAUGUUUUAUAAAAUUGAUGUUCAUUGAGGGUAUGUAAAUGAAUGUAAAUCAUAUAGCGGGGUUUCAUAAAGUUAACACUAAGAAUGAAAGUGUUUCUGCAAUAACAAAUAUAUCCGGUACAGAGGACGUUGUCCUGCUUAUUUUGGCUUAGGCUGUUAGACACUUUACCAUAACUGGGAGGAUACUGUAAAAUUCCAGCCUAUAUGUAAUGGAACCUGGCCAUUUAUUUUGUAAACUGUACAAAUGAAAAUAUUGGUUGCAAUUAACACAUUAUUUUCUAAUGGCUGUGGAUGAAUAAAGCCUGAAAUUCUUUGAAGAA
Molecule: messenger RNA, 7914 nt
Organism: Esox lucius (northern pike)
Lineage: Eukaryota; Metazoa; Chordata; Actinopteri; Esociformes; Esocidae
Product: HEAT repeat containing 5a
Exons: 36
Coding region: 346-6486 (2046 amino acids)
Biological process (GO): intracellular protein localization; endocytosis; retrograde transport, endosome to Golgi
Cellular component (GO): membrane; endocytic vesicle; Golgi apparatus
Source: RefSeq, a predicted model, not a curated record